Messenger RNA from Metarhizium album ARSEF 1941, 1116 nucleotides. Its product is annotated as DUF159 domain protein. The transcript is spliced from 3 exons. Lineage: Eukaryota; Fungi; Ascomycota; Sordariomycetes; Hypocreales; Clavicipitaceae. Bases 1 to 1116 code for a protein of 371 amino acids. Gene Ontology annotation, molecular function: single-stranded DNA binding. Gene Ontology annotation, biological process: DNA damage response. The record is from RefSeq and is a predicted model, not a curated record.
AUGUGUGGCCGAUACGCGCUGGCGCUCCGCGCCUCUCAAAUACGCCAGAUGCUGCAGGACGACGGCAUGCCCGUGGACUGCGCAGUGCACGACGAGGACGGCCCCGGCGCUCCCCGGCAGUCGUACAACUUUGCGCCCGGAUACCACGGCGUCGUCUACAGAGCCGAGACGCCGGACUGGGGCGCGGGCCCCCGACCCCAAUCUCACGGGGGCGAGGAGCAGGGCGGCGACGAUGCCGCCGCUGUCGGCGCCAGCCAAGUCCGGUACAAGCUGCAGUCCAUGAAAUGGGGUCUCGUCCCGUUCUGGACCAAGCGGAACCCCGACUACCAGACCAUCAUGAGGACCAUCAACUGCCGCGAGGACUCGCUCAGCACCCCCGGCGGCAUGUGGGCGUCCAUGAAGAGCAGGAAGCGCUGCGUGGUCAUCGCCCAGGGCUUCUUCGAGUGGCUCAGGACCGGGCCCAAGGACAAGCUGCCGCACUUUGUGAGGCGGAGAGACGGCCGCCUCAUGUGCUUCGCCGGACUGUGGGACUGCGUCCAGUACCAAGGCUCCGACGAGAAGCUCUACACGUACACCAUCAUCACGACCGACUCCAACGCGCAGCUCCGCUUUCUGCAUGACCGGAUGCCCGUCAUCUUCAGCCCGGGCUCCGACGAGGUCAAGCAGUGGCUCGACCCGGCGCGGUGCGAGUGGUCGCGCGAGCUGCAGUCCCUGCUGAGGCCGUACGACGGCGAGCUGCAAGUGUACCCCGUCACAAAGGACGUCGGCAAGGUCGGCAACAACUCGCCGUCGUUUGUCGUCCCGCUCGACAGCAAGGAGAACAAGUCCAACAUUGCAAACUUCUUCUCCGGGGCGCAGACCGGGGUCGGCAAAGAGACGGAGCCGACGUCCGCCGCUGCAGCCGCAGCCGUCAAGGACGAGGAGCCCGCCGGGCACGCGCGCGAGAAGCGCAAGCAGCCGCCGCCGCCGACGACGGGCGCUGGCCGCCCGGCGAAGAAAUUGGCCUCGGAAAAGGCAAAGCUGAGCGCGACCCGGAACGAGCACAGGAGCCCCAAGGAGGCGAGGGAGCCGCGGUCGCGGAAGAUUACGAGUUUCUUUGGAAGCGCAUCGCGAUGA